Pantherophis guttatus is the source of this 7321-nucleotide messenger RNA. It is a transcript of the gene EHD2, whose product is annotated as EH domain containing 2. The record is from RefSeq and is a predicted model, not a curated record. Gene Ontology annotation, cellular component: plasma membrane; cytoplasm. NCBI's taxonomy places the organism in Eukaryota, Metazoa, Chordata, Lepidosauria, Squamata, Colubridae. Gene Ontology annotation, molecular function: GTP binding; protein binding; calcium ion binding. Gene Ontology annotation, biological process: endosomal transport; endocytosis.
GACCCCAGAAGUGGGGGGGAGGGAAGGGGGGGGAAGAAGAAACAAAUCAGGUUUUCUACAAACGAACAACCAAGAGGGAUUUUUUUUUCCCCCAUCCGAAAGUGACAUCGGUGUGUGGAUCUUUGUGUCCCAGUCUGCCCUCGUCUGCAACAUAUUUUCUGCUGGCUGUUUGCCUCUUCCCACAGCCUUUCCGAAAAUAAAGUGACGUCUUUUAUUCAAAGGCUGAAGAAGCUCAGUGAUUCCUCACCUAGAAGGAUCCCCUUUAUGCUCAGAUUUUCCCGAAUUCUGGGCCAAAACCCGUGUUUCUUCCACCCUGAAGCCUGAAGUUUUCAAACUGGAGCAGCGGCGAAGGUGUAUCGACUUCUGCGAAAGAGAUUUUCUCGCUCUCUCUCCAGGAAACCGAGUCUAAGUGCUGGACUUCCUACAACCGACUCCCUAAAAGUUCAUCAGCUUUUGGAGAUCUUGCAUUCCUAAAAGAUUAAAGGAUCCAUGAGCCUACUGGAUAACUCUUGAGUAGCUAAGAUUUUUUUUUUUUCCUUUUUUAGCUGGAUCGAGUCCCUGGAUUUGAUCGUUGGGCCUUGCCCGUCGUUGACAUUCCAGAUCGAGUUCUCUUGGAGGUCUAUGGUUCUCUCUGCCAGAGCUUUUCUUCUCUUCCGCUGUGCCCUCACCUGUGUUUAGAAUUUAUUACCAAGGAAGCGGACAAAAGGUGCUGAAUUCUCAGGGCAGUCAAGAUGUUCAGCUGGAUGAAAAAGAACGAGAAGAAGACCCCAGAGGUCAUCCGUACGGUUACCGAAGGUUUGAAGGACCUCUACAAGAGGAAGCUCCUUCCCGUGGAAGAGUUUUAUCGCUUCCACGAUUUCCACUCGCCGGCUCUGGAAGAUGCCGACUUUGACAACAAGCCCAUGGUGUUGGUGGUAGGCCAGUACUCAACUGGCAAAACCACCUUCAUUAAAUACUUGCUGGAGCAAGAUAUUCCCGGGAGCCGAAUUGGACCCGAACCCACCACAGACUCUUUCAUUGCUGUCAUGCACGGUGAAACGGAGGGGAUCAUACCGGGCAAUGCCCUGAUUGUCGACCCCAAAAAGCCCUUCCGAAAACUCAACCCUUUUGGAAACACCUUUCUCAACCGGUUCAUGUGUGCUCACUUGCCCAACCAGGUUCUCGAAAGCAUCAGCCUCAUCGACACGCCGGGCAUCCUGUCAGGAGCUAAGCAGCGGGUCAGCCGAGGUUACGACUUCCCGGCCGUGCUCCAGUGGUUUGCCGAGCGUGUGGACCUCAUCAUCCUGCUCUUUGACGCCCACAAGCUGGAGAUCUCCGACGAGUUCUCCGAGGCCAUCCGGGCCCUCAAGGGCAACGAGGACAAGAUCCGGGUGGUCCUGAACAAGGCCGACAUGGUGGAGACACAGCAGCUGAUGCGGGUCUACGGCGCCCUGAUGUGGUCGCUGGGCAAAGUUUUCAACACCCCCGAAGUGCUGCGUGUCUACAUCGGGUCCUUCUGGUCGGAGCCCCUGAUGAUCUCUGACAACCGACGGCUCUUUGAGCUGGAGGAGCAGGACUUGUUCACGGACAUCCAGAACCUGCCCCGAAAUUCUGCCCUGAGGAAGCUCAAUGACCUGGUCAAGAGAGCCCGAUUGGUCAGGGUCCAUUCCCACAUCAUCAGCCACCUCAAGAGGGAGAUGCCGUCCGUCUUUGGCAAGGACAACAAGAAGAAACAGCUGAUCAACAAGCUGCCCGUCAUCUUUGCCAAGAUCCAGCUGGAGCAUCAUAUUUCACCUGGCGACUUCCCCGACUGCGACAAGAUGCAGGAGAUGUUGAUGGUCCAUGACUUCACCAAGUUCCAUGGGCUGAAGUCCCGCAUGGUGGAUACCCUGGAUGAGUUGCUGACCCUCGACAUCGCCAAGCUGAUGCCCCUCUUGCGCCAGGAGGAAGUCGAAGUCCCCGAGCAGAUCGUCCAGGGGGGAGCCUUCGACGGCACCCGCAACGGGCCCUUCGUCGAGGGGGCCACCGAAGGCGCCUACGAGGGCAUGGAUGACGACGAGUGGAUCGUGACCAAAGACAAGCCCAAGUAUGACGAGAUCUUCUACAACCUCUCUCCAAUGGAUGGCAAGCUAAGCGGCACUAAGGCCAAGAAUUGGAUGGUCACCACCAAGCUGCCCAAUUCGGUUCUCGGGAAGAUUUGGAAGCUGAGCGACGUCGACCGGGAUGGCAUGUUGGAUGACGAGGAGUUCGCUCUGGCCAGCCACCUCAUUGAGGUCAAACUCGAAGGUCACGGUCUGCCCUCUGACCUGCCCCGCCAUCUUGUUCCCCCUUCCAAGCGUCGGCAAAAGGGCUCGGCUGAGUAAACAGCUUCCUGAGUUUGCUCCCCCUCUCAUCCUAACACCAGGCUUGAACUACUUCAGGAGGUGCUGGGCCUUCUCCAAUUUUCCUCGAAGCAAACUUCCAGGCUUGGAUUCCUUAUGAAGGCCUCACCUAGCUGCCGAGCACCGCAUAGGAAAUCUGCUUUCUGCUCUUCUCUUCAAGCCAAGCUUCCAGCUCAAACUUCUCCAUCCCUUCUGGUCUUUUAAGCGACUCCUGUCCACCUCAAAAAGCCUUAUUUCCUCAUGCAGAAUUAAGCCAGUUGAACUCACAAUGUCUAUGACCCCAAGUAUCUGUAGUGUUAGAUUUCUCACAUGGUCUCUCUUCCUGGAAACCAAGCUCAACUUCAUUGGCUUCCUCAACUACCUACAAAUAUUACUUCCUCCAUGCCUAGUUUCAACUGUUCCUUUAGGCCACAGUCUAAGCCCACAUCAGACCCAUCUUAGGUUUUACUUCUCUUAGUAGUCCAUGGCCAGAUCUGCUAUCAACCUAGGCUUCAGAAGAUGGUCUGAACCUUCCAGCUUUCUUUAUCUUUGGUCUCCCUAGAAAUGGUCAACAUCUUUCCUCCGUUCCAUCUGGCCUUUGGCCACCUUUUGGGAAGGAAGGAAGGAAGGAAGGAAGGAAGGAAGGAAGGAAGGAAGGAAGGAAGGAUGGAUGGAUAAGGAGGGGGGGAGCAGAGAUAGGUGACUGGAAGCAAUCCAUCAGAACCACAAACAAUGUUGAUCCCAAAAGCCAUGGUUGAAGGUGGCAUCUAAAAUGAUCAUAGAUCAGUCAUUGAGAUGUUUCCCUUCCGGGGUAGCAGAGGUAAGAGAUAGGAUGAGAUCCUUCUGGCUUAAAGCAGGGAUGUUCCAUUUCUCCACUCUUUCUUCUGGGAUGGAAUUGGUAGAAGAGACUAAUUGUAGAAGACCUUUCUCAAAGCAAGACUAGGCGGUGAGAAAUCUACCAUGGAGAGGACCACAUGGAGAUGGAGCCAGAACCAGGCCUAGUAUUAGAGAACUUCACACAUCAGGUCUUACGAAGGCAUCCUCUUUCGUGAAGGCUCACAGAAGAAGUUGCUGGUGAACUUUCCUCCAAAUUCUUCUCUGUCUCGCUGCCGCAGUUAGCUUGCACAACUAAAGCGCUUUCCUUCCCAACCCUAAAAAUGCUGCUGUGUUCCAGCAUUCACGAGAUGGGACAAUUCUGGAGAUCAAGUGAUCUUUCCCAUAUUUUUCUUCCCCCCUUGGAAAGUGGCCAAGGAGAAGACAACAUGGCCCUUGGAAUCAGUAGUGGGUUUCACUUACCUUUGUUACCGGUUCGGAACUGUGAGUGCGCGCGGAGCUUCUGCGCAUACGCAAAGCGUCCGUGAUGACAUCCGGGCGGGUGGCGGAGCCUCCCAUCGCCGCUACCAGUUUGCCUGAACUGGGGCAAACUGGUCGAAACACACCACUGCUUGCAAUCCAGGAGAAUCCAUCAAAGUCGCAGGGAAGAAGUUGAAGUUGAGUUGAGUUGAAGAAAGGUCCGUCUUAAAAAUCAGCUUUCAAAGAGAGAGAGAGAGAAAAAAGCCACAGGAAACGAGAGGAAGUUGGGCAGGAAGAAAACCAGAAACAGGAGCCUUUGUUAGAAGGAAAAGCAGGAAGGGCAGGUUUCCUAGGGAAUUUGGUACAGGGAUCUCUCCAUCCAGUGAGGAAGCCAUAACGUCAAGUCGGAGCUUCACUUGCACGACACAUCAAGCAGCAAGAGACAUUCCGACAUGUCCCAGCAUUGGCUACAGGCCAAUAUUUGAGGCUAGGAAAACUUCAAGCUCUCCGUGCCACAACAGCUGCCUCUCAACCACAUACCUGCAAAUAACGUGCAGAUUUUUAUUUUUUUUUAACGCCAUAGCAAUGGGAAGCUUGAGUGGUGCGGUGGCCUAGAGGUGGAGCUCUCGCCUCACCAAUCAGGAGGCUGCGAGUUCAAUCCUAGGUAGAGGCAGAUAUUUCUCUCUCUGGGUUCCCACACUGAAAAUAUGUCCGCUGAACAAAACUCCACAUUGGCGACAGGAAGGGCAUCCGGCCAGUAAAACACUCUGCUCCAUUCGGUGGCCCAGACUCCACCCUGCAAGGGAUGAUGGGGGUCAUUUAAAAGAAGAUGAUGAUAGCACUGGGAAGCUUGAACAGCCCAAAACUGCACAGCCAAAACUAAAACAUUGUGCUACGUUUGCAUCCAUGCUCUUGAUCUCACAUCAAGCUGGACUUUCCGUCCAAAGGCCAAAGUGGCUUUUAACAUUCAAAGCUCAAAGCAGGGCAUCCGGUUUUUGCAAGAAUGAUGUCGUUCUCGCUCAUCAAGAGAAGCACAAAUCCCUUCUGAAGGACCAUGGGUGGUCUGGAAAGGAGCUAUCCUUUGGUGCUUGACCCAACUGGAGAGCUCCAUUUGGUGUUGAGGAUAACCCUCUCCAUCUCGACCUCCUGCAACCUCUAGAGAACCUUUUUUGGGGACGAUCCCGGGGGAGUGAAUAUGUCACCCUGGGUGCUGCCAAGCUGCUUCUUCAGAUCUGGGUGAGGACUCUACCAAACUAGGACAUCUAAAUUAAUACUGGCUUCACUCAGAGAAUCCUGGGAGUUCUCUUUUGGCAAAGGACAUCUCAAGAAAAAAAAUGUGUCCAAUAGUUUAAAAAAAAAAAAACCUGGAGAGCUGUGGAGCAAAGUAACAAGCCAAUGUGUUUUUGGGGUCUCUUUUCUGAAGUUGAUGGCCACGCCUUGCAAUUCCUUGAAGGACCAUGCAUUUUAAGGAAUCCCACUUAGGCCUCUACCAUGUGGUAUAGACAGAAGAGCCUUAAAUCGUGAAUGGAUGAGCCUUCAACAUUAGAUUCUUGAAAAAAACGUGGGAUUUUUAACAGCUGCUGGCUUUAGACUCACGGCUCAGUGGCUAAGACGCUGAGCUUGUCGAUCGAAAGGUCGGCAGUUCAACGGUUUGAAUCCCUAGUGCCGCGUAACAGGCUGAGCUCCCGUUACUGGUCCCAGCUUCUGCCAACCUAGCAGUUCGAAAGCAGGUAAAAAAUGCAAAUAGAAAAAUAGGGACCCCCUUUGGUGGGAAGAUAACAGCGUUCCAUGCGCCUUUGGCGUUUAGUCAUGCCGGCCACAUGACCACGGAGACGUCUUCGGACAGCGCUGGUUCUUCGGCUUUGAAACGGAGAUGAGCAGCGCCCCCUAGAGUCAGGAACGACUAGCACAUAUGUGCGAGAGGAACCUUUACCUUUACCUGGUAUUGAGAGAUGGACCAAUGAUCUCAAUAUAGUUUGCAGGGCCCUUUAAAAUCACCCAUUGAGCCAUUGGGAUAUUUGGCAAGGUGUACAAUUAACCUCUUUAGAAUUAGGACUGAAUAGAGAGAAAUAUUACCCAACACAAGGUUUCUAUUUUUAAAAAAAAAACAAGGCUAAGGGGUGGGAAAAUCCAUAGAUAUCUAGAGGCUAAAGGAUGUCGGAACAAGAUUUAGAGGAAGACUUCAGAUACCAGUUCAAAAUGCUAAAUCUUUAAGCAUCCAGAUUUUGGUGCCAUAUAUUUGUAGGCAUUUUCUUCACUUCGCAUAGCUUUUUUUUUUCGCUGUCCUGAUCAAGGGGAUUUUAAAAAAAGUAAAAAGGCACUCUGGAAGUGAAAAGAACCUUUCCAACUGUUUCUCUCCCGUGUUGAGGUCUAGCCCCUUGCUUUAAGAGAAGUGAAAAUAAAGAUGCAACUUGCAAGCUUAAUAUUAACAGCACCCAUCAAGCCCACAUUAGCUUUAUUAAGCAAAUUAGCAGAACAAGGUUUAAUUCAGCUUCCAGCCGCCAUGAAGACGAGGCAGAGUCCAAGCCUCCUUUUAUUCCAUCCAUACUUGUUUUUUUUUUUUUUUAAAACUUCUUUUUCCCCCUGUAGUUAAAUCUCACAUUUGAUCCACUUCCUUUCCACCGUACACCCCUCCAUUUUUAUCAUAAUGUAUUGCUACAGCAAAAAUGGCAUGCAUAUUAUUAUUAUUAUUUUGUUACCUGUAACACACAUUUUUGUUUUAAUCUACCGAUCUCGCUCAGACGUUGUCCUAGGGAUGACUUGAGGCUGUUGGGGAGAAUUUUGGGGACAUUUCUUCCUAAAAAAAAAAAAAACAAGGAAUAAAAAACGGAACCCGGGUGGGAGAUUCAGGUGGAGGCAUCUCUUAAUUUUUUUUUUUUUAUUCCUGUAAAUUCCCUUAAAUCUGCUGCACAGGCCUGGCUCCCAUCCGAUAACCAGAGAUGGUUCCUAUUUUCUGCACCCCCAGGGAAAAUUCAGCCUCUUGAAGCCAAGACCUCCCCCCCACAAGCGUGCAACCAGAACAACGAUGCAAAUUUAAAACAUAAAUACAAGUACAGGCAGCCUUUGAUUUAUGACGGUUCAUUUAGGGACCGUUCAAAGUUAUAACGGCACCGAAAAAUGGGUUUUCACACUUACGGCCUUUGUAUACAACUAUCCUAAAUACUGGUUGCCAAGCCCCCAAAGUUUAAUCAUGUGACCGUGGAGACGUGGCAAUGGUCAUAAGUGCGAGGACUGAUCAUAAGUCACUUUUUUCUGGCCUGUUGUAACUUCGAAUGGCUUCUAAACAAACGGUUAUAAGUCGAGGUCCACCUGUUUUCUUUUUUUGUUUGUUUAUUUAGCUUGGCUGGGUCCUUCUGCUCCCCCCAAAAGGCCCAGAUUUCCUAUUCUACACCUGCAGAGCGCACCUUUCUCACUUCCAAAGAGGUGGGGGUGAGAUCCGCACUCCUUUCAGAGUUGACCCACUCACUGGGGUGCUGAAGAAGGAGAGGGCACUUCCCCUCCGGGUGCUGAGAAGGCUUCACCCCAUCGCUAUGGGGCAGGAAUGGGGAGAGUCAAUGGGGGUAUCUGGCUUGCCCACCUUUGGCUGAGAGUCCGAAUAAAGUCAGGGCCUCGUGAGCGAGUCCCACAACGUGGUUCUGUUAUUGUAACAAUCCUUCCGUUGGAAUAAAUAUCGUAUUUACCAAUCUGAA